Molecule: messenger RNA, 2227 nt
Organism: Drosophila bipectinata
Lineage: Eukaryota; Metazoa; Arthropoda; Insecta; Diptera; Drosophilidae
Gene: Art7
Product: arginine methyltransferase 7
Biological process (GO): peptidyl-arginine methylation
Molecular function (GO): protein-arginine N-methyltransferase activity
Source: RefSeq, a predicted model, not a curated record
UGUGAUAACCUUUUUGAAUGUUGAGGAAUUUGUUUAAGCCACAUUUUCUCCGUCCCCGCACAAUGUCCUGCUUUUCACAAGUGCUGAACCCCAUAACCGGCGAGAACUCGUGGCAGGAGCGGGAGGAUGACUACGAUUACCACCAGGAGGUGGCCAAUGCUGGAUUCGGCGACAUGCUGCACGACUGGGAGCGGAACCAGAAAUACUUUGCUGCCCUGCGGAAAACAAUAGGGGAGAUGCGAUCUGCAGGAAGGGAAGUCCACGUCCUGGACAUUGGCACGGGCACUGGAAUCCUCUCUAUGAUGGCUUUGGAAGCCGGUGCCGAUUCUGUGACCGCCUGCGAAGCAUUCCUACCCAUGGCGAACUGCGCCGAGAAAAUCCUGGCCGCAAAUGGAGCUGCUGAUAAAGUGCGGCUCAUUAGGAAACGUUCUACGGACAUUCAAAUUGGCGAGGAUAUGCCACGAAAGGCCAAUCUUCUGGUAGCUGAGCUGCUGGAUACAGAACUAAUAGGCGAAGGCGCCAUAGGAAUCUAUAACCAUGCCCACGACGAGCUCCUAACAGAGGAUGCACUGUGCAUACCAGCGCGUGCCAGGUGUUACGCUCAGGUAGCUCAGUCCCCACUUGCGGCGCAAUGGAACAGCUUGAAAUCCCUGGCCAACCUCGAUGGCGAACCUCUGCUGCAACCGCCCGAGCAACUGAAAGGAUGCAAGGGCGAAGCGGGUCUGCAUGAUGUCCAGUUGUCGCAGCUGCCAAGUCACACUUUCCGUCCCCUUACCGACCCCGUGGAGAUCUUCCAGUUCGACUUUCAACGUAAAAAGCAGAGGGAGAAGAAGCGGGAUCAGCUUCUGGAAGUGCAAUCAAAUCAGCCAGGCUCUGCUGAACUCGUCUUCUACUGGUGGGACAUCCAACUGGACGAUGGUGGUGAAAUUCUGCUCAGCUGCGCUCCCUACUGGGCACAUCCGGAAAUCAAAGACCUGGCCGGCAAAAAGGGCAAGGAUUUGCCAUUGCCUAAUGUGGUUCCCUGGCGGGAUCACUGGAUGCAGGCCAUCUACUACAUACCCAAGCCGCUCCAACUGCUAGAAGCAGGAAAAUCUUUCCACUUGAGCUGCCAUCAUGAUGAAUAUUCCUUAUGGUUUGAUGCUCGCGCGGAAGCGCCAGCGAAAAGUGUCAGCCGACAUACUUGUACCUGCGAUCUGCAUAUGACAUACUCCAGAAGUAGGAUUGGUCAGAUGAACCAAUCUACCCGAAACAAACGCUAUUUGCGGUACCUGGAGGAGAACAUAGAGGCGGAAAAGUCCAAAGUUUUGGUUCUUGGCAACGGUUGCCUUUUGGGUUUGGCGAGUUCUGCUUUAGGAGCCGCAUCAGUUCAUCUCCACGAACCUCAUCGAUUCUCGCGAAGGCUGCUUGAAUCUAUUGUGCAACAUAACCAACUAAAGAACGUCCAGUUUGUGGAUAAAGUAGAGGAAGUGGAGGAUUCGGAGCUAGGUGGAAUUACACAUGUCUUUGCAGAGCCAUACUUCCUCAAUGCAAUCCUUCCAUGGGACAACUUUUACUUUGGAACCUUGCUGGCGAAAAUUAAGGAGAAACUGCCUGAAGACGUGAAGAUAUCGCCUUGCUCCGCCAGAAUUUAUGCUCUCCCUGUAGAGUUCUUGGAUCUGCACAAGAUUCGAGCUCCUGUAGUCAGCUGCGAGGGAUUCGAUCUGAGGCUAUUUGAUGAAAUGGUAGAGAGGUCUGCUGAGCAGGCAGUUACUUUGGUGGAAGCCCAGCCCUUGUGGGAAUAUCCCUGUCGGGCGCUGGCCGAACCCCAGGAAAUUCUUAACGUGGAUUUCCAUAAAUUUAGUGAGGAGCAUCACCUCAAAGGAACCAUAGAACUGAAGCAUCCUGGCACCUGCAAUGGCGUAGCACUGUGGGUGGACUGGCAGUUAAUCAACGACAGUAGUCCUAGGUCCGUAGUAAGCACGGGACCAAGUGAAGAAGUAACUCCGGGAGAGUUUGUAAAGUGGGACAUGUUCGUCCGGCAAGGAGUGCAUUUUCCUCAAAAAGCCAACCAAACCAUCAGCUCGCUAGACUGGAGCACCGACUUUAAGCCACUACUGGGACAGCUCUCAUUUACUUUUGGCCAGAAAAAGCCGUAGAAAUCCGAGGGGGAUUAUAUACUUUUAUUCACAUAAAUUUGGAAAAACGCAGCAACGCACAAUGAACGUCAGGGAAAUACAUAAAACGAGUG